This is a messenger RNA of Neoarius graeffei (lesser salmon catfish), 4489 nucleotides long. RefSeq names its product phosphatidylinositol 4,5-bisphosphate 3-kinase catalytic subunit gamma isoform. The transcript is spliced from 11 exons. The coding region runs from base 66 to 3371 and encodes 1101 amino acids. Gene Ontology annotation, molecular function: 1-phosphatidylinositol-3-kinase activity; 1-phosphatidylinositol-4-phosphate 3-kinase activity. Lineage: Eukaryota; Metazoa; Chordata; Actinopteri; Siluriformes; Ariidae. Gene Ontology annotation, biological process: phosphatidylinositol-mediated signaling; phosphatidylinositol-3-phosphate biosynthetic process; phosphatidylinositol 3-kinase/protein kinase B signal transduction. Gene Ontology annotation, cellular component: phosphatidylinositol 3-kinase complex, class IB; cytoplasm; phosphatidylinositol 3-kinase complex, class IA. The record is from RefSeq and is a predicted model, not a curated record.
GAAUGAGGAAGUAAAAACCCAUACUGCAGACAUCCCCAUUAUACUGAACACUUACUGGAAGGGAAAUGAUGUGCACAUGUGAGAGACGGACAGACAAAAUCUCAGCAAGUAUGGCAACGAAAUUGGAGACGUUCCAGCAAAAAGUAUCUAAAUCUAAAAUAACUUUUGAAUACCUACACUGCGCUGAGCACAGCCUCGUGUUUAUGUGCAAGUUACCCACCACGGAGGGACAUCAGGUUGCAAGGGAACAAGAAGAUGUAGAAGUGAAACUCCCAGCCCAGUGCACUGUAGAGCAGCUUCGCCUGGUGCUUUGCAUGCGUGUACAGGAAACCAGGAAAUUCCCAGAUCCAUUCAGGCUUCUCGAUCCUGAAAAGUAUAGUCUAUUGUACACAAAGGGUGAAGAUCAGUAUGAAAUUUAUGAUGACUGUCAGGUGCUGAAAACACUCGAUGCACCCUGGUUUCAAAACAGUGAGGGAUACCAGACAGUCCAGAUUACAGUAUUGGCAAAGCAGGAUAACUCAGAGGUGAGGAUGGAAUACCAGCAGAUUCUAAAUGAACUAAUUGGUUAUGAUUUUGACUGUGCAGCAGGUAAUCGUUUAAGUGAGCUGAGUUUCACUCGCAGAAAGUUUGCCACACCACGUAAGGAAGAAUUAAAAGACCGGGAUCCUGUGGCUUACGCUACAGAGCCCUGGACAACUUCUGCACCAAUUCCAAAAGACCAGCAAGAUCAACUCAAAUGCAAGCUACCAGUAAUUAUACAUUAUGAUAAUAUGAGUGUACCUGUUAAGGCUGAUUUGUUUAAUACUCCUGAUGACCUCCUUAUGAUUCUCUCGGAAUCAAUGCCUUCAAAACCCCAAGGCUUUUAUAAAAGGUCAGCUAAUUAUGUUCUCAAAGUCUGUGGCAGAGAGGAAUUCCUGUGUGGAGAUUUUCAACUUUCAGACUUUCUUUGGGUCCGACACUGCCUGAAAAAUGUGAAGGAGCUUCACCUCAAGUUGGUUGCCAUAGCCUCACUUCCAGAAGAUGCUGUAAGACAGGAAUACUGGCCCCAGGUGGACAGUCUUACAGGUCUCUCUAGUUCCCAUGAAGAAAUCUCAUUUGAGGGGAAAGAAAUAGAAGAAAUUGUAAUGAUAUCCCUUUGGGAUUGUGAGAGGAACUUACGGGUGAAGCUCCUUGGGUUUGAUAUUCCUGAAUUGCCAAGCAAAUCCCCGCAAUAUGUUUAUGUAGAGGCUUCAAUUAUUUAUGGCAGGAAGGUGGUAUCGUCAGUUUGUUCCUCAUCAAAAGAAUUUGCAGAAGAGGUCUUGUGGAACACCUGGCUGGAGUUUGAUAUUCCUCUGAAAGAUAUCCCUCGUGAAGCUAAACUAGGUUUCACAAUUAAUGUCAGCAGCAUUGAUACAUCCCCCAGUAAAGAAUCCAAGUCCUCUUACCCUGGACACAAAGUUCUAGAUUACCAAAAAGGAAAAGGGAAAGUAUUAUAUUUUGUAAACCUUCAGUUGAUUGACCACAGAUCUCUCCUAAGCCAAGGGUCCCACACGCUGCAUAUGUGGUCCUUCCCAGAACAGGAAGAAGAAGCAUUCACCUAUGAGGCAGAUAAACUCUCUACUGCCACCAACCCUGAUGUGACCAAAUCCAUGGCAAUCACAUUUCUACUGGAUCGCUACAGCUUCUCUGUUGUGCUACCCCAUAGCAGGGUGUCAUCCAACAUCACACCUUCUACUGUAAUAUCUACUUCAACCAAUCCCAGGUCAGCUCUUUGUGUAACUGGAUCCAGCCAAUCCUUGCCAGGCCAUAUGGCUUCACAAACAAACUCUUUAGACAAGCAAAGCUUAAAAAGGUUUAGGGAAGAGAGUGUUCGUUAUGCUUCAAACCUUCCUCAGUUCCUCCGCAUGGUAGACUGGUUUAAACCCAGUGCUGUCCAGGAUGUUCACUGGCUACUGAAUCACUGGGAGCCUAGUGACAUGGAACUGUCUGUUGCUUUGGAGCUGCUUAGUGUUGAUUACACAGAUGAGAAGGUUCGAAAGUUGGCUGUCCAAAGAUUGAAGAUGAUGUCCAAUGAGGAGGUUCUAAGAUACCUACUGCAGCUAGUACAGACCCUCAAGGUAGAACCAUACCAUGACAGCUAUCUGGCAAGAUUCUUAAUUCAAAGGGCACUCAGGAGCAAGCAAGUAGGACACUUCUUCUUCUGGUACUUGAGGAGUGAGGUGGCAGGUUGCCCAUUUUUCCGCCAGCGUAUGGCAGUCAUAUUGGAAGCGUACCUCUUGGGCUGUGGUGAGGCUAUGCUGACAAGUUUCCAGCAUCAGGUUCAAGUUGUCAAGAUCCUACAUGAAGUGGCUGUCAGGGUGAAAACACUGUAUCCAGAAAAAAGCACUCUUCCACCAUUAGCUGCUCAGAAACUUCAAGAAAUACUGCAGGAGUAUCAUUUCCCUCCUGAAUUCCAGGUGCCUUUUAAUCCAAGGAUCAGGGCAGGUGCAAUUCUCCUGAAGGAAUGUAAAGUGAUGGCUUCUAAAAAGAAACCCCUCUGGCUUGAGUUCUCCCAUGUGGAGUCAGAGGCACCAGCUGGUUGUCCAGUGGGCAUCAUCUUUAAGCAAGGCGAUGACCUCAGACAAGACAUGCUCAUCAUUCAGACAUUGAUGGUGAUGGACUCAAUUUGGCAGGAAAACUGCUUCGAUCUCAACCUGAUACCCUAUGGCUGUAUCUCAACAGGAUAUCAAAUAGGUAUGAUUGAGAUUGUGAGAGAGGCUGUUACCAUCGCUGCUAUUCAGAGGAUUCAAGGGGGGACAACAGGAGCAUUCAAAAACAAUGCCCUGUUUGAAUGGCUCAAGGGAAUGUGUCCCCUACAGGAGAUGCACUAUCAAGCAAUGGAGAAGUUUGUCACUUCCUGUGCUGGUUACUGUGUGGCCACAUACGUGUUGGGCAUUGGUGAUCGGCACAAUGACAAUAUCAUGAUAACAAACAAAGGGAAUCUGUUCCACAUUGAUUUUGGGCACAUCCUGGGCAAUACCAAGAGCUUCCUGGGUGUGAGCAGAGAGAGGGUCCCUUUUGUCCUCACGCCCGACUUUCUGUAUGUUAUGGGUAGAGUGAAUAAACAUUCAAGCCUCUACUUCCAGAGGUUUAAGGACACUUGCAUACAGGCCUACUUGUUACUGCGCUCUCAGUCCCGCCUGCUGGUCACCCUCUUCUCCCUCAUGCUACUGACGGGAAUCCCUGAGCUCAGCACGGCGCAGGAUAUGCGCUACCUACGUAAUGCCCUACAGCAAGACCAGAACGAGGAAGAGGCACGGCAACACUUCCUGCAGCAGAUUGCUUUGUGUGAGCAAAAGGGCUGGACUGUUCAGGCUAAUUGGUGGAUCCACUUGAUGGCUGGCAUCAAGUAAACCAAAGGAGCAAUCGAUGAGACUUGAUGUCUGAUUAUUUUUUCUUUUGAAUUGCAUAGUACAUUUAGUGGUUUACUUUGGCUUGUGUUGUUCAGUGUAGCUAAUAAGUGUCAUGCAAAAUGCCAAAUAGUACUAAUUAAUAAACGAGUGUUUAUAUACAGUACAAUUCAUUACAGAUAUUUUCAGAAAAAAAUAUAAAUAAGUGCAUAUACACCAUCAUGUCAACCUCAUAUUAUUCUUAUUCGCCAAACAAUAGUAAUUCUACAGAUUUGUGGGAGCAAUGAUUGAGACUCAGUUAAACAGACAUACUCUUUCAGGCUCAUGCCAAUACAGCAUCCAGCACCUGUCUACAGAGUUGUAGACUUUUGUGACCAUAGAUGGCACUGUGGCAAAGAGUAACAAAAUAUUCAACUUCUUUAAAGUGAAAAAAUAAAAAGUACAAAUUCAUUAAUUAAUUCAUCUUCAGUAACUGCUUUAUACCAGUCAAGGUCAUGAUAAAUCCAUAGCCUAUCCCUGGGAUCACUGGGCCCAUGUGGGACUAUGAUUUUAGGCAAAGAGCAAACAUUAUAUUCUGUGUCAAACUCAGGAAACUGGCAAUGGAGACCCUUGAAAUGCUUCAGCAAGCCUACAGCAAUGAAGCAAUGAACCAAGAGAGGUGUUUUGAGUGGCAUUUGCACUUCAAGAGGAGCAGAAGUCAGGGCAAACUGACAAUCCUGAUGCACAAUGCCUUCAGUUUCUUGGACAUUUUUGAGGGUUGUGCUCGUGAAGCACUUCAUGGGUCUCUGUUGCCGAUUUCCCAAAUUUGACGCAGAAUAUGAUGUCUGCUCUAUGCUCAAGUUUUAGGACCAUGGUAAAAUUGUAAAUGCGCACAUGUCAAAAAUGUGUGUAACAGAGGUGCCGAUGUUGACAGCACAACAUCACGUGGCAUAUUGACUCAUUAAGUUACUGUUCACGCCUGCUGCAUGCAUGAACAUGCCACACUCUGUUUGUUCACAACAGGAACAGUCUCAGAACUUUUUGAUCACACCUCAUGCUACUGCUGCUACUACUACUACUACUAAUAAUAAUCCAUCCAUUAUCUGUAGCUGCUUAUCCUGUCCUACAAGGUUGCAGGCAAG